Messenger RNA from Solanum pennellii, 644 nucleotides. RefSeq lists its product as uncharacterized. The record is from RefSeq and is a predicted model, not a curated record. Gene Ontology annotation, molecular function: protein dimerization activity. Bases 70 to 495 code for a protein of 141 amino acids. NCBI's taxonomy places the organism in Eukaryota, Viridiplantae, Streptophyta, Magnoliopsida, Solanales, Solanaceae. The transcript has 2 exons.
GCCUCAUUGGAGUAUGGAUCCUUUUGUAGCGGAAAUGGCUAUUUUAGUGAGCCUCAUGUGAUUGACGCUAUGAUGUAUGAAGAUUCUCUUUCUUGGUGGGCAAAUCACGGGGUCUCGGCUCCACUUUUGCAACAAUUAGCUUACAAGUUGCUUACUCAACCGGCUUCUUCCUCUUGUUGUGAAAGAAAUUGGAGUACAUAUUCUUUGAUUCACAAUAUCAAGAGAAAUAAGUUAGCAACUUCAAGAGCCGAAGAUUUAGUGUUUGUACAUUAUAAUCUCCGAUUGUUGUCUCGCAAGAAAGAGAAAUAUAUAAAUGGGCCAAGCAAAUAUUGGGAUGUUGGUGGAGAUCGGUUUGAUAUUGAUGAGACAACUAAUGAUCUAACCGAGCUUUCAAUAGAUGACCCUCAAAUUGAAGGUGUGAUAUUUGAGGAAGAGUUUGAAGAUUUGGAAGAAGUUGAAGAAGAUGUGGAAGAGAUAGCUAACUUAAUUAAAUAACUUGAUAAUUGACAAUAUUUUGUUGUUAUGUUAAUUUUAAGUUAUGAAUUAAGUUGAGACAAUCUCUUGUUUUUUGUUCAAUAGUAUGUUUUACACUUUUGCUUGGUGUAUUGAAUAUUGAUUAGUAAUUAUGAAUAUCUAAAUUAUGG